Molecule: messenger RNA, 231 nt
Organism: Nezara viridula (southern green stink bug)
Lineage: Eukaryota; Metazoa; Arthropoda; Insecta; Hemiptera; Pentatomidae
Source: the annotation of a GenBank genome assembly
UUAUAUUCUGAGCCUGCCAUCCGGGUUCGGACCAUAAGAUAUACAGAGGGUCCCAAACAGCUGGCCGGCGAAUGGGGAUAAGAUGGAAGAUGGAAGAUGGAAGAUGGACGCGGAGAGAUGGAUGAGAUAUUUAGUUAACAAUAAGUUGGAAAGUGAUGGGUGAUCCAUCGGCCAAGCAGCCAGUUCCGCCGGAUCCUCGGUCACUGCUGAGCAGCGCCAGCUGAGUCAGCG